Messenger RNA from Hippopotamus amphibius kiboko, 1767 nucleotides. It is a transcript of the gene TMEFF2, whose product is annotated as transmembrane protein with EGF like and two follistatin like domains 2. The record is from RefSeq and is a predicted model, not a curated record. The transcript has 10 exons. Lineage: Eukaryota; Metazoa; Chordata; Mammalia; Artiodactyla; Hippopotamidae. Bases 412 to 1536 code for a protein of 374 amino acids. Gene Ontology annotation, molecular function: protein binding.
GAGGGAUGCGGGCGGCAGAGCGCGAGAGGCGGCUCCUAGGCUGCGGGGCGCUUUGACUCUCCCUGCACCCAGCCUCCUUGGGCUCCUGUCAUCUGCCCUCUGGACUCCGGUAUCCUCCUGCUGCCCCGGCUUGCCAGAGCUCUCUGCUUAUGGCAGCCGCUUCCCGCGUCUCCGGAGCGGCUUUUCGGUGGACGACCCUCUCGCUCCCGGGGCUGAGCCGGGUCACUGGAUGUUGCUGAAACUCUGGAGAUCAUGCGUGGGUUUGGCUGCUGCUUCCCCGUCAGGUGCCACUGCCGCCGCCGCCGCCUCUGCUGCCGCCGUCCGCGGGAUGCUCAGUAGCCCGCUGCCUGACCCCCGCGAUCUUGUGUUCUUCGGAAGCCGUUUGCUGCUGCAGAGUUGCGCGAACUAGUCAUGGUGCUGUGGGAGUCCCCGCGGCAGUGCAGCAGCUGGACACUUUGCGAGGGCUUUUGCUGGCUGCUGCUGCUGCCGAUAACGCUACUUAUCGUAGCCCGCCCGGUGAAGCUCGCAGCUUUCCCUACCUCCUUAAGUGACUGCCAAACGCCCACCGGCUGGAACUGCUCUGGUUAUGAUGACAGAGAAAAUGAUCUCUUCCUCUGUGACACCAACACCUGUAAAUUUGAUGGGGAAUGUUUAAGAAUUGGAGACACUGUGACUUGCGUCUGUCAGUUCAAGUGCAACAGUGACUAUGUGCCUGUGUGUGGCUCCAACGGGGAGAGCUAUCAGAAUGAGUGCUACCUGCGGCAGGCUGCGUGCAAACAGCAGAGUGAGAUACUGGUGGUGUCUGAAGGAUCAUGUGCCACAGAUGCAGGAUCAGGAUCUGGAGAUGGAGUCCAUGAAGGCUCAGGAGAAACCAGUCAAAAGGAGACAUCCACCUGUGAUAUUUGCCAGUUUGGUGCAGAAUGUGAUGAAGAUGCCGAGGAUGUCUGGUGUGUGUGCAACAUUGACUGUUCUCAAACCAACUUCAAUCCCCUCUGUGCUUCUGAUGGGAAAUCUUAUGAUAAUGCAUGUCAAAUCAAAGAAGCAUCAUGCCAGAAACAGGAGAAAAUUGAAGUCAUGUCGCUGGGCCGAUGUCAAGAUAACACAACUACAACUACUAAAUCUGAAGAUGGGCAUUAUGCAAGAACAGAUUACGCAGAGAAUGCUAACAAAUUAGAAGAAAGUGCCAGAGAACACCACAUACCUUGCCCAGAGCAUUACAAUGGCUUCUGCAUGCACGGGAAGUGCGAACAUUCUAUCAACAUGCAGGAGCCAUCUUGCAGGUGUGAUGCUGGUUAUACUGGACAACACUGUGAGAAAAAGGACUACAGUGUACUGUACGUUGUUCCCGGCCCUGUCCGAUUUCAGUACGUCUUAAUCGCAGCUGUGAUUGGAACGAUUCAGAUUGCUGUCAUCUGCGUGGUGGUCCUCUGCAUCACAAGGAAAUGCCCCAGAAGCAACAGAAUUCACAGACAGAAGCAAAAUACAGGGCACUACAGUUCAGACAACACAACAAGAGCGUCCACAAGGUUAAUCUAAAGGGAGCAUGUUGCACAGUGGCCGGACUGCCGAGAGCUUGGACUACACAAUACAGUAUUAUAGACAAAAGAAUAAGACGAGAUCUACACAUGUUGCCUUGCAUUUGUGGUAAUCUACACCAAUGAAAACAUGUACUACAGCUAUAUUUGAUUAUGUAUGGAUAUAUUUGAAAUAGUAUACAUUGUCUUGAUGUUUUUUCUGUAAUGUAAAUAAACUAUUUAUAUCACACAA